Molecule: messenger RNA, 1023 nt
Organism: Strongylocentrotus purpuratus (purple sea urchin)
Lineage: Eukaryota; Metazoa; Echinodermata; Echinoidea; Camarodonta; Strongylocentrotidae
Product: caspase-3-like
Exons: 4
Coding region: 9-776 (255 amino acids)
Biological process (GO): proteolysis
Molecular function (GO): cysteine-type endopeptidase activity
Source: RefSeq, a predicted model, not a curated record
GAAUAAAUAUGGAGGGACCCAUCUGUCACUCAUCUGUAGUUCUUGUUCUAAUGAGUCAUGGUGAGAAACGAGGCAUCUAUGGUACCGACUUGGAAGUUGUGACAAUUCAGGAAAUCAAGUCUAAGUUUUCUGGAAGACAAUGCCCAGCUCUCCUCGGAAAACCAAAAAUCUUCUUUAUCCAGGCAUGUCGUGGACAAAUGCGCACAAAGAGCGCUCUUGACACUGAUGAUCACAGAAGACCUUUGACAAGCGAGUUGGUGGAUGAUCCCGACAUCGAUUCUUGUUCAUCAAGAAGACCGACCGACGAUGAAAUGGAUGUUGAUGGUGAUGUCCCAGAUAACGCUGAUAUAUAUGUGGCCUACGCCACUUCCGAAGGUUAUUUUUCAAUCCGCAAUCGAGUGGAUGGUUCUUGGUUUAUACAGAGCUUAUGUGAGGAGUUGAUUGCCCACGUACACAUUGACGAUCUUGACACUAUCAUGAACAGGGUAACACGGCGUGUUAUCGGCUUUACGCGUUCUGUAGUCGACGGCGAUGGAAAGAAGAAAAAGUGGUUACAAACUCCAGAUAUAUCCAAGCAAGGCAUCGGAAAGAAGAUUUACUUCAUGCCUAACUAUCCACCUCGUUCUGAUGCCGAAUGCAGCUUGACUCAACAACCUCGUUUUGAUGCCGAAUGCAGCUUGACUCAACAACCUCGUUUUGAUGCCGCAUGUAGCACGACUCAACAACCAGGCCCAUCAUCAGAACCACAAGGGCAUUUUUCAACACAUAGCGAAUGAUUUUUUGAGAUUGCCUUGUCAAACUCUAUCACGCCUUAUCGGGAAUAUAUAGAAUAUAGUGUAGAAAAGCAACUUCUCUUUUAUCGAUCGGGGUGACCCGAAACUGGAAGCUUCAAUCACUUUCAAACCAGUGUCAGACAGACGGUUUGUCGACUCGAUCUUUGUUUCUGUCGAAACCUUUCUACCAAUAACGACGGCGGAAAAGCACACAGAUGGCCUGAGCGCCAGGCGAAUGUUUAAAUAAAGA